AUGCCUCUCACCAUCCAUCUCCUGGCCCUGUUUGAUAUCGCAGUCCUGGCCACUAACUAUGCCUUGGCGCGAGGUGGAACCGGCAACAGACGGACCGUAUCUGAAAACAGCGACCACACCCGAGCAGCUUUCUCGCUCUUCUUCCCUUUUGCUUCCAACCUCACCUCUUCAACUCUCUCCAUCCACCCUCCACUCUUCACGCAUCUCACCAUGUUCAAGAGCGGCAUUUCCCGGACCCUCGGAAGGUCUGCAUUUGCACGACCUUCCUCCUCUGUCCUCUCUUCCGUCCGCCCAACCUUCAAGAACAAUGCUCUCCAAGCUCUCACAGCCCGAUAUGCCAGUACGGACGCUGCCAACAUUGGCAAGAUCCAUCAGGUCAUCGGUGCCGUCGUCGACGUGAAAUUCGAUACCGAGACCCUUCCCUCCAUUCUCAACGGUUUGGUGACUGACAACGGCGGCCAGAAGCUGGUCCUCGAGGUCGCUCAACAUUUGGGUGAGAGAGUCGUGCGAACAAUUGCUAUGGACGGUACGUGUCGAUAUUUCUCUCAAAGGCUUGGCAUCAAACCCGAUCUGGGAGCCGAGCUGGAACUAAGACGUUCAAUGCUAACACGCCUCUGCACUACAGGUACCGAAGGUCUCGUUCGUGGUGCCAAGGUCACUGACACCGGCCUUCCCAUCCAAAUUCCUGUCGGCCCUGGUACCCUCGGACGUAUCAUGAACGUCACUGGUGACCCAAUUGACGAGCGAGGCCCAAUCAAGGGUGUCAAGAUGGCCCCCAUCCACGCUGAAGCCCCCGAGUUCGUUGAGCAGUCCACCUCUGCUGAGGUUCUCGUCACUGGUAUCAAGGUCGUCGAUCUUCUUGCCCCAUAUGCCCGUGGUGGUAAGAUUGGUCUCUUCGGUGGUGCCGGUGUCGGUAAGACUGUCUUCAUCCAGGAGUUGAUUAACAACAUUGCCAAGGCUCACGGUGGUUACUCUGUUUUCACUGGUGUCGGAGAGCGUACCCGUGAAGGAAACGAUCUCUACCAUGAAAUGCAGGAGACCCGUGUCAUUCAGCUUGAUGGCGAGUCCAAGGUGGCCCUGGUCUUCGGUCAGAUGAACGAGCCCCCAGGUGCCCGUGCCCGUGUUGCUCUUACUGGUUUGACCAUUGCUGAGUACUUCCGUGAUGAGGAGGGUCAAGACGUGCUUCUCUUCAUCGACAACAUUUUCCGUUUCACUCAGGCUGGUUCCGAAGUGUCUGCCCUGCUUGGUCGUAUCCCAUCUGCCGUCGGUUACCAACCCACUCUUGCCGUCGACAUGGGUGGUAUGCAGGAACGUAUUACCACCACCAAGAAGGGAUCCAUUACCUCCGUCCAGGCCGUCUACGUCCCUGCUGACGAUUUGACUGAUCCUGCUCCUGCCACCACCUUCGCCCAUUUGGACGCCACCACUGUCUUGUCCCGUGGUAUUUCUGAGUUGGGUAUCUACCCAGCUGUCGACCCUCUUGACUCCAAAUCCCGUAUGCUUGACCCCCGUAUCGUCGGUGAGGACCACUACAACACCGCCACCCGUGUCCAGCAGAUGUUGCAGGAGUACAAGUCUCUCCAGGAUAUCAUUGCUAUUCUGGGUAUGGACGAAUUGUCGGAAGCUGACAAGCUCACCGUCGAGCGUGCCCGUAAAAUGCAACGUUUCCUUUCCCAGCCCUUCACCGUUGCCCAGGUCUUCACUGGUAUCGAGGGUGCCCUUGUCGACUUGAAGGACACCAUCCGAAGCUUCAAGGCCAUCAUCAACGGUGAAUGUGAUGAUCUCCCAGAAGCCGCCUUCUACAUGGUUGGAGACAUUGAGUCUGCCCGCGCCAAGGGAGAGAAGAUCCUGGCUGAGCUUGAAAAACAAUAG
Molecule: messenger RNA, 1872 nt
Organism: Trichophyton benhamiae CBS 112371
Lineage: Eukaryota; Fungi; Ascomycota; Eurotiomycetes; Onygenales; Arthrodermataceae
Exons: 8
Coding region: 1-1872 (623 amino acids)
Biological process (GO): proton motive force-driven mitochondrial ATP synthesis; proton transmembrane transport
Molecular function (GO): ATP hydrolysis activity; ATP binding; proton-transporting ATP synthase activity, rotational mechanism
Source: RefSeq, a predicted model, not a curated record